AAUACAUCUUAUAGAUGGGUCAAAAAUCUUCAAAAGAUAAACCAUAAGAAUAGUAGAAAAAGCCACAAAAAUAAGUUUAAAUGAAAUAAUAAAGUGUAUAAAAGAAGCCAAACUAAGGGGAUGAGGAUGUAAUCAACUAGUUUUAAUUGUAGAUAUGGAUGUAUGAUUUGAUUUUAUAAUAUUUGGCUUCACCAAUAUGGAGAAAUCCAAUUUCAGAUUUUUUAGAUGAAAAUUGUAUAAUAUUUGAUGAUGAAGAGGAGAACAAGAUUGUUUAUUAAGAAAUACAUAAGGUUAUAUAGUAUUAAUAAACUAGAAAUUUAAAAGUAUGAUAGAAGCUAUGAUUGAAUAAUUGAUGAUUGAUAUAGGCGUCGAAGAUGAAGAACAAUUAAGAAAAGUUAUUGAAAUAGGAUUGAAAAAUAAAAAACAUAAAAAAUAUUUUGAAUAAUUGCUAAUUGUUGAGAAUUUCUUAGUAUUUAAAAAGUUAAUGUUGAAAAGAAAUAAAGAAUUAGAAUAUGAAGCACUUAAGGAAUUAUAAAAAAUAGAUGUAAAGAUAUAAUUAACAAAAAGGGUGGAAAAAAUCCAGAUAUGGAAAUUAAAGUAAAAUAAGCUGAACUUGAAAAAGAAAGAAUGGAAAUUGAACAUGCUGUAGCAAUGUCUAUUGCUGUUGAAAAUGAAAAGGCUAAAAUUUAAAUAUAAGAAGAUGAAGAAUUUAUUGAAGCAAUAAAAUAAAGUUAGAUAUUAUACGAACAAUAAUAGUGUAUAUAUUUUUAUUUUUAUUUCAUUAGAUCAAAUUUUAUAAAGCUAAAUCUAAUAAUAAUAAUAAUAGGCUUAAGUUGUAAAUCAUUAAGUUCCUAUUUAAAAUUAAUAAGCAAUUCCUUAACCUGAUUAAAAGCCUGAAUCGAUUUUAAUUUUUGAUGAUGAAAUACCAAAAGAAAAAGAAGAAUCUUAAUCUAUUAGUUAAUAAUAAAUUAAAUAAAAUGAAAAAACAUAGCCUUAAUAAAUUAGAUAAAAAGAUCCUUUGCCAUAAAUAGUUUAAUAAAAAGUUGAAGUUAUGUCUUUAGCUUAAGAAAGAGAAGCUUUAUUAGCUUAAGGAAAUGAACUUAAGCAAAAUUUAAAAGAAUUUGUAAAUCUUAAUUUUUAAAACUAGGAAGAAACUUAUAAAUAAAAUAUGAAAAACCAAUAAGAUUAAGAAAGUUUAGAAUAAAGAAAGUAAAGAUUAUAAUAGCAGAGAGAAUUAAUUAAAUAAAAAAAGAUUAAGGAGAGAUAAGAUGAAUUGAAGAAAUAUUAAGAAGUACUAAAAUUGAAUCAUCAAUUUAGGGUGGAGAGUAGCAAGAAUAAAAACCUGAAUAAUAAGAAAAAGGACCAUUAGUUGUAGAUAUGGUAAAUUGAUAUUAUUAAAUAUUUGAUAGACAGACUUUAUAGUAGAUCAAAAGAGAGCUUAAGAAUUAGAAUUGAAGAAAUAGGAAUUAAAAAAGAGAGCAGAAUUAUUGAAGAAAAUUAAGUAAGAUGCAUUGAAAGAGUAAGGAUGA
Messenger RNA from Paramecium sonneborni, 1529 nucleotides. The record is from the annotation of a GenBank genome assembly. Lineage: Eukaryota; Ciliophora; Oligohymenophorea; Peniculida; Parameciidae.